AUGCCGGUGAUCCAAAACCUCCGCGCGGACGCCAUGCGGGAGCGCCACAUCAACGCCAUUGUGAAGGAGGUCAAGGAGACCUUCAACCCGAAAGAUGCCAGCUUCACGCUGCAGCGCGUCAUGGAUUUGGGCCUGCAGAACCACGCGGAUCUGAUCGCUCGGCUUUGUGACGAUGCCAAGAAGGAGGCGAAGAUCGAGAACGGCUUGGAAGAUAUUUCCAGGAUUUGGUCCACAAUGACCAUUGACGUGGUGGAGCACAAAGGCGAUGCGUUCAAGGUGCGAAGCACGGAGGAGCUGUACCAGGCACUGGAUGAGAACAUCCAGGCGCUCUCCUCCUACAAAAGCUCGCCGUUCUACCUGCCCUUUGCCGCCAAGGUGGAGCACUGGGAGAAGACCUUGGCGAACAUCUCAGAGGUCACCGAAGCCAUCCAGUCGGUGCAGAAGAGCUGGAUGUACUUGGAGAACGUCUUUCGUGGCUCUGAGGAUAUCCGACCACAUCUGCCGGAUGAGUCCAUCAUGUUCGACGAAGUGAAUGAGGGCUUCAUCAACAUGAUGAGGAAGGUCUAUCAGGAGCCUUUGGCGACGAAGGCGUGCAACCAGCCGAAGAUGCUGGAGAAUCUGAACUCCUUUGAGGCAUCCUUGGAAAACAUCCAGAAGAAGCUGAACGACUACCUGGAGAAGAAGCGCCAGUUCUUCCCGCGGUUUUACUUCAUCUCCAACGACGAUCUGCUGGAGAUCUUGGGCCAGGCGCGAGAUCCGGAGCAGGUGCAGAAGCACAUCAAGAAGUGCUUUGAAGGCGUGAAGUCCCUCGAGUUGCAGCCGCCGGCGCAGAACCGGCGCUGGGAGGCCUUGGGCCUGAACGCGCCUGACGGGGAGCGGGAGAAGUUGGUGGCGCCCGUCAAGCUGGAAGGUCCUGUGGAGGUCUGGCUCGGCCUGGUGGAGAGGAGGAUGUUUGAGUCCCUCAAGGCACACUUGGUGAAGUGCCACAACAUGAACAUCAACCCCAAGGCGAUGAAGAAGGAGAAGUGGGUGAAGGAGUUCUUAGGCCAACUGCUGAUCACCUCCGGGCAGAUUGCUUGGACCACCGACUGCGCCUUGGCCCUGUCGAAGGUGGAGAAGGGUCAGAAGAACGCGCUCAGGAUGCUGAAGCGGACCCAGAGCAAGUACAUCAGCAAGCUAUGCGAGAUGAUCCGGAAGCCUCUCACCAAGAUCGAGCGCAACAAGCUGGUGGCACUGAUCACCAUCGAGGUGCACGCGCGAGACGUGCAGGAUCGCAUGAUUACGCUGAAGACGGAGUCCCCCUCCAACUUCAACUGGACCUCCCAGCUCCGCUUCGAGCUGCGGGAUAGCCAGGAGCCGGGGGCGGUUCAGGCCUGCUUCGUGCUGCAGACCAACACCACAGCCCCUUACGGCUACGAGUACCAGGGGAACAAUGGACGGCUGGUGGUCACACCUAUGACGGACCGAUGCUACAUGACGCUGACGACAGCCAUGCACCUGAAGCGCGGCGGCGCGCCGGCGGGCCCUGCGGGCACCGGCAAGACGGAGUCGGUUAAGGACUUGGGCAAGGGCAUGGCCAUGUAUGUCAUCGUCUUCAACUGCUCCGAUGGCCUGGACUACAAGUCUUUGGGGCGGAUGUUCUCAGGGCUUGCGCAGUGCGGAUGCUGGGGCUGCUUCGAUGAGUUCAACCGAAUCGAUGUCUCUGUGCUGUCUGUUGUGGCAGUCCAGAUCAUGACGAUUCAAGCGGCGCUGAGGGAAGAGAAGGAGAAGUUCAUGUUUGAGGAGAUCCUCAUCAACUUGAAGCCGACCUGCGCGGUCUUCAUCACCAUGAACCCAGGCUACGCGGGGCGCUCGGAGCUGCCGGACAACCUGAAGGCGCUCUUCCGGCCCGUGGCCAUGAUGGUGCCGGACCUGGCGAUGAUCAUGGAAAUCAUGCUGGUCUCCGAAGGCUUUAAGGACUUUAAGAUGCUGGCCAAGAAGAAGUUCACCCUCUACCAGAUGAUGCUGCAGCAGAUGUCCAAGCAGCAUCACUACGACUUCGGCCUGCGCAACAUCAAGUCCGUGCUGGGCUGCGCAGGCGCGCUGAAGCGCAAGGAGCCAGACAUGCCCGAGCAGAUCCUGCUGAUGCGCGCUAUUAACGAUGACAUGAACGCUCCCAAGUGGGUCUCCCAAGAUGUGCCCCUCUACAACGCGCUUCUCAGCGAUAUCUUCCCAGGCGUGGAGCUCCCCAUCCCGGACUACGGCAAGUUGGAAGAGGUGAUUUUGCAGGUGCUCGGCGAGAUGGGCUGCCAGAAGGUGAAGCACUCGGUGGCCAAGUGCAUCAGCAUCUACGAGACCAAGAUCACGCGGCACGGGAACAUGUUGGUGGGCGGCACGCUGGGCGGCAAGAGCGUUUGCUGGAAGGCCCUGGCCAAGGCGAAGUGCAUCCUGAAAUCCAUGGGCCAGGAGGGAAUGGAAAAGGUGCAGUUUGAGAUCAUCAACCCGAAGUCCAUCACCAUGAACGAGCUCUAUGGCGCCUACGAUGCGAUUACCAUGCAGGAGUGGACCGAUGGCGUCCUCUCCUCCAUCAUGAGGCGUAUGUGCCAGGACGAGAAGCCUGAUGAGAAGUGGCUGGUGCUGGAUGGUCCGGUGGACACCCUUUGGAUCGAGUCCAUGAACACCGUGCUGGACGACAACAAGGUGUUGACGCUCAUCAACGGCGACCGCAUCUCCAUGCCGCCGAUGGUGCGCCUGCUUUUCGAGGUGGCGGAGCUUUCACAGGCUUCGCCUGCCACAGUCUCCCGCGCCGGCAUGGUUUACUUCGACCCACCGGACCUCGGAUGGGAGCCCUACUUCCAGAGUUGGAUCGAGAAGUUCAUCCCCAGCAACCGCCAGCAGGAUGUGAAGGCGUUGUCCGAGAAGUGGAUCCCCAAAUGCUUGCGGAUCCGGAAGACCUGUGUAGAGCUCGCACCCAUCGUGGAUGCCAAUGCCGUGAUGUCCCUCACUCGAUUAUACGAGACCUUAGCGCCUCGCAUCGACAUCGAGACCUUUGGGGAGAAGGCUCUGGAAGCGCUGGACAAGUUGUUCGCCUUCUCCUUGAUCUGGUCUUUGGGCGCUUCUCUGACCGAGGCCUCACGACCGACCUUUGACCAGUGCGUGCGCGAGGUGGAGAGAACUACUUCCCGGCCUCGCACUCCAUCUACGACUACGGCUUCAACUUCGACAAGGCGGACUUCGCCCCCUGGGACGAGAAGCUGCCGAACCCCUUCAAGCCAGAGGAAGGCACGCCGUUCCACAAGAUCAUUGUGCCCACCACGGACACUGUGCGAAAUUCCUUCAUCCUGA
This is a messenger RNA of Effrenium voratum, 3324 nucleotides long. Lineage: Eukaryota; Dinophyceae; Suessiales; Symbiodiniaceae. The record is from the annotation of a GenBank genome assembly.